Molecule: messenger RNA, 336 nt
Organism: Dracunculus medinensis (Guinea worm)
Lineage: Eukaryota; Metazoa; Nematoda; Chromadorea; Rhabditida; Dracunculidae
Source: the annotation of a GenBank genome assembly
AUGAUGCGUUCAAAACACUAUCAUCGAGCUGAUGUAAUUCUUGGUAAAUGUGAAACAACGCCCGCACUCGUUGAAUCAAUCCAGUUUCAUGGAAUAGAAAACACGAAAAAUGAUGCACUUGUGAAAGAAAUUGCGCCGAUUUAUAAGAGUGCAAAUGUUGCUGAAUUAAUUCAUAACUGUAAUCUUGCUGCCAAGCAUAUGCAGGAAAUUGGGCUAUUGGAUGAAGCAACAGCUUUGGUUGACGCGUCAAGCGAUAAUCCUCAUGGUUAUAUUGUCAAUUUUUUGGUCAAAGAACCGAGACCAUAUUCACUUGGAAUGAAGGUAUAUUCAGAUUAG